GGUCGUAGCUCAGGCGUUCCUGUCAUUAGUUAAAAAAAAAAAAAAAGUAAAGAGGAGAAAAGAAAUUUUUCUUUCCAGUGCGUUGUGUGUGUGUUUGUUUUGUGUCAUAAGAGAUUGUGGGACUGAUAUCUCCAACCAAGCAGUGGGUGUCUAUCGCACAGUUUUUUUUCCCGGUCGUCGUGCGUGCGAUUUUUUGGUAUACGGUAGGGCGCAACUGCGCAUUAGUUGGUGGGGGAUAUCUCGCACACAACACUUUUUACAGGGGUAGUCGAGUGGUGCGUCUUAGAGUUAAGCAAAAUGGGGGUCGCUUGUACUCUCAACAACACUCACAUUCUUAUGGAUAAAUAUGUCAAUGGCACGGGAGCACUUGGCCCUUCAGGUGUUGGAGCCCAAUCAAUUGUAUCCAGUAUCGGAGUGGGAAGUGGAAGCAACAGUAGUAGCAGCAGUACCAGUAGUAAUUGUGGAACAAGUUUGAGUGGAGUGAGUGGUGGAAGUGGAGGCGGAACUGCAUUGAUGACUCCCAUGGCCCCUAUGGCUCCGGUUCCACCUAUGAUGCCACCAACUCAACAGCCUCCACCUAUGGCUUCGGCCGCGCCGCAAGCUGCGGCACCAGAACUUCCUAUGUUUGUUUGCCCACGUCGUCCAAAUCUUGGUCGUGAGGGUAGACCCAUCAUGCUAAGAGCCAAUCACUUUCAAAUAUCCAUGCCACGAGGAUACAUACACCACUAUGAUAUCAGCAUCCAGCCAGAUAAGUGCCCAAGAAAAGUCAAUCGGGAGAUUAUCGAAACGAUGGUGCAUGCCUACAGCAAAAUAUUUGGAGCACUGAAGCCCGUUUUUGAUGGUCGAAGCAACUUAUAUACUCGAGACCCUUUACCGAUUGGCAACGAACGGGUCGAAUUAGACGUUACUUUGCCUGGCGAGGGAAAAGAUCGUGUUUUCCAUGUAGCUAUAAAAUGGUUGGCGAAAGUAUCUCUCUACGCCCUCGAAGAAGCUUUAGAAGGUCGUAUUCGCACAAUUCCGAUGGAUGCCAUUUUGGCUCUCGACGUGGUUAUGCGCCACUUGCCGUCUAUGACUUACACUCCAGUGGGUCGGAGUUUCUUUUCUUCACCUGAUGGUUACUACCACCCACUGGGUGGGGGAAGGGAAGUUUGGUUCGGUUUCCAUCAAUCUGUCCGGCCUUCUCAAUGGAAGAUGAUGCUAAAUAUUGACGUUUCAGCUACGGCUUUUUACAAGUCGCAACCAGUGAUUGAAUUUAUGUGUGAAGUCUUAGAUAUUCGUGACGUUAACGAGCAGAGAAAACCAUUGACGGAUUCUCAGCGUGUAAAAUUUACCAAAGAGAUCAAAGGUGGGUUCGCUGGCUUGAAAAUUGAAAUUACCCAUUGCGGAACAAUGCGACGAAAAUAUCGUGUAUGCAAUGUCACUCGCCGUCCAGCUCAAAUGCAGUCUUUCCCACUGCAAUUGGAAAAUGGUCAAACUGUCGAGUGUACAGUGGCCAAGUAUUUCUUGGACAAGUACAAAAUGAAAUUGCGCUACCCGCAUCUGCCUUGCCUGCAGGUUGGACAAGAGCACAAACAUACCUACUUGCCACUGGAAGUUUGCAACAUUGUAGCCGGGCAGCGGUGCAUAAAGAAACUGACGGACAUGCAAACAUCGACCAUGAUCAAAGCCACUGCCCGAUCAGCUCCCGACCGCGAGCGUGAAAUUAAUAAUCUAAUACGAAAGGCUGACUUCAAUAACGAUCCCUACGUCCAAGAAUUUGGCUUGACCAUAUCGAAUAGCAUGAUGGAGGUACGAGGUCGUGUGCUUCCUCCUCCUAAACUACAAUAUGGGGGAAGAACAAAACAACAGGCACUACCUAAUCAAGGUGUCUGGGAUAUGCGUGGCAAGCAAUUCUUCACUGGUGUUGAGAUUCGUGUUUGGGCAAUUGCCUGCUUUGCACCACAAAGAACAGUGCGAGAAGACGCCCUAAGGAACUUUACCCAGCAAUUGCAAAAAAUAAGCAAUGAUGCGGGCAUGCCCAUCAUUGGUCAACCGUGUUUCUGCAAGUAUGCCACUGGACCCGAUCAAGUAGAGCCCAUGUUCCGCUACCUCAAGUCAACCUUCCAAGGUCUUCAGUUGGUGUGUGUCGUCUUACCCGGCAAAACUCCUGUCUACGCCGAAGUCAAACGCGUGGGCGACACAGUACUGGGAAUGGCCACACAGUGUGUCCAAGCAAAAAAUGUCAACAAAACGUCUCCUCAAACUCUGUCCAAUUUGUGUCUGAAGAUCAACGUUAAACUUGGUGGUGUCAACAGUAUCCUCGUUCCUACCAUUCGUCCGAAGGUGUUCAAUGAACCUGUCAUUUUCCUUGGAGCUGAUAUAACGCAUCCUCCGGCCGGUGACAACAAAAAACCGUCGAUCGCAGCUGUUGUGGGUUCGAUGGACGCCCAUCCUUCGCGCUAUGCUGCGACUGUUCGCGUCCAACAACACCGCCAAGAAGUUAUCCAGGAGCUUAGUGCUAUGGUUCGAGAACUUUUGAUUCUGUUUUACAAAACUACAAGAUUCAAGCCAAACCGAAUUAUCAUGUAUCGUGAUGGCGCCAGUGAAGGCCAGUUUAGUACUGUUUUACAACACGAAUUGACCGCUAUUCGCGAGGCGUGCAUCAAAUUGGAACCUGAUUACAAGCCCGGUAUCACCUUUAUCGUAGUCCAGAAGCGUCAUCACACCAGACUUUUCUGCGCGGACAAAAAGGAACAGUCGGGAAAAUCUGGAAACAUUCCCGCCGGUACGACAGUCGACGCUGGAAUCACGCAUCCCACUGAGUUCGAUUUUUACUUGUGUUCGCACCAAGGCAUUCAGGGUACUAGCCGCCCUAGUCAUUACCACGUUUUGUGGGAUGACAACCAUUUUGACGCUGACGAAUUGCAGUGCCUGACAUACCAACUUUGUCAUACUUACGUGCGCUGCACGCGUUCCGUUUCCAUUCCGGCGCCAGCUUAUUAUGCCCACCUGGUAGCUUUCCGGGCGAGGUACCAUUUAGUGGAAAAAGAGCACGACAGUGGAGAAGGAUCAUUGCAAGAUUGUAUUAAGAGUUACACCAGUGGAGAAGGCUCGCAUCAGAGCGGCAGCAGCGAGGAUCGCACUCCAGGUGCUAUGGCUCGCGCCAUCACUGUUCACGCCGAUACCAAGAAAGUCAUGUACUUUGCUUAAAAAGCACUAUCAUCAAAUUCACCCUCCUUCCCAGUAAGUUGCCGUUUGGUCAUCGCGUGUAAAUUGGAUCGGAUGAGAAUGGAGCAGAAAUGGUUUGUAAUAUUUCCACGUGACUUGACGCUGUUUUCUCUAGCUAUUUUGGAAGGUCAGCUUGUGAGCACAAUAUCUUGACACCUAUUUUCAUGUCACCCCCAUCGCCACCACAUCCCUGAAUCUUGCGUGCAAAGAGGAGCAUUUCACAUCCCUUUAACAGAGCCAUCCCCGACGCAAAACAAAAUGUCCACGGCCGUCAAGUCUUUCAUGUAUUUUUCAUCCUUAUAGCAAAAGUCGAAGCAUUUCGGUGGGAUUUUUAAUCUAAAUUUUGCUCUUCAAAAAUAUCUAUUUGCCGUCUGGAUUUCUAGAUCUGGAUGCCGUCUAAACACCUAAAAUCCUUCAAAGAAAAUCCAUCGAUGCGAGCACCGGUCUUGUUGAUGGUCGCAAAACGAAGAUAACGAAAAAAUAAAAUGAAAAGACGUGUGAGAAAGGAUUAGGGCAUCAAGCAAAAACGGACUUUGUUUAGUAGCUUUCGAAUGGAUAAUUGCAUUUCCCUCCCAGCGUGUGGAUGAAGUAUGGACCAAGCAAACGUGGAAUCGUAUCCAAUCAGCAUUUCCUUAAUCCUGACCUAUCGUAGCUACUUAAGAGACACGACAAAAUUUAAUUGACAUUUUCUUCGUUACCGAUCUGUUUGUUUAUCAAUCCACUUUCUUUUUAAGAAUGCUCCAAGCUAUCCUUCCUCCUCUUACUGAUUAAGCAUCUGUUGCGUUUCGCGGGAACUGAAAUGACAUCUGAAAUUGAACUGACGCGCGAAAAAAAAAGUCAAACCUAAACCUUAAAAAAAUAGCUUGGAUAGAGAACCCUCCGUAUAUGUUUGUUCUUUGAUGCACUUCUAAUCAAAUUUGAUGAAAAAAUAUCGCCGAUCCCUCCUUCCGCGCUACAAACGUCUUUCAGCCUCCAUUCGAAAUGUAAAAGAUAAAGCGAGCAAAACGGAAAGCAGAGAGAGAAUGUGCAUUUACAAUCUGCAAAGACAGCCAUUUUGCCAUGACAAAAAUAUCGUUAUCCCCCAAUAAUAGUUCUUUCUCACACCGACAUCGACUACUUUCCUAAAAAAAACAAAAAAAAAACAAACAAAAGAAAUGAAAAAGAAAAAAAAAAAAUGCGUGUUUGCAAGUGUGAAUGGCUUGUGUGUUGUGGAGUGUGAGCGGUCCCACCACAUUCGGGCAGCUCUUAGAACGUGAGUUGACGCAAAUUUUUCAAAACAGUGUUUCGAGGACAAAAAAAAAUAUAUUCACCCACCUAUCGGCGUCUCGCGUCAACCCGAGAAGUUAAUUGGCAGUGUAAUAUUACUUCGCGACCCCAAUCAAAGUUUGACCCUCUCUUCCUUCUGUCUUUUUUGUUUUUGUUGAGAAUAUGUUUUCAUAACAUGUCUUGGUUUCUGUUUGACUGGAUCGUGGAAAAGCGUCUUGUAGCAUUUAGUUGUGUGCGUUGCUCUUACCAUUUUUUCUUUUUCUAUUUUGGAGGGUAGGGAGGAAUUCCUGCGAGCGUUUAAUAGCCAUAUCGUUUCUCGGCCAUCGUGAGAAAUAUCAAUCUUUUUUUCUUCCCUUUUUCUGCGUCUGUCUUGUUCCGUCUCUCUCUCACACACUGUAGGUUGGCUUUGGUUUCUCUCUUUUGUCGCCUGCCGCUCUUUGUCACUGAGUUAUGUUCCUCGUGUACCUGUAGCUGCUUUAUAAACAAAAGAAAAUCGUGCCGAAUUGUUCUCUCGGCUACUAUUUGCUAAUUAGUGAAACUAGAAGGAAUUAAAUUUUAGACGAGUCAGAAUACUAUUGACAUAUCUGAUCAAUUUCUUUCGACGACAAUAGUUUUUUCUCUAAUUAUCUCUUCCCGUCCUUGCCCCCCCCCCCCCAAAAAAAAAACUUUCCUCCGCUCACGUUCCCGAUCCCUCCGACAACAUUUUGGCUUUUGAAAAAUAUGAUUUUGGGUUUACUUUUACCUCUACUGCAUCAUAUUCCCUCCGCGCCAUUUACCUCCAACAUGUAUGUAUGUGCGUGAGUGUAUUUGUAAUGAUUUUUCUGUUUUAUGUUGCGCAUGGUGACCCUUUUUCCUUCUACAAAAAUUAUUAUUAUUUUUUUUUUAAUUUUUUGUUUUUUUUUCCAUUUUUGUUUUUCUACGUUGUUCCUCUUUAUUAUCAGUUUCGGUAGGUCUUUUGAUUUCAUUUCAGUACGGGAUUUUUUUUUUUGUUUUGUUUUUUGCUUUUGUUUAAAAACAAAAAUGCGGGAUUCAAUGAGGGAAAAGAAACUAAGUGUUUAAAACCCUUAAGACAAAGACAAGCUCUUCUGCCCAAAUUUUCUCAACUGAAUCCGUUCAAAAGUUUCUAAAUAAUGUAAGCUCUUAAUAAUGGGUAGAAUCUGGGUUGCUUUCCUGGUGUUUCUGUUUUCUUUCACCGACAUUCCAAGUCAGAUAGGAAUCCAAAAAAAUCAAGAAUAAAAACAAACUUUAGGUCCCUUUCACGUCCCGUUCUGAAAGUUCCAGUCAGCUUUACUUCCAAUCAUAUAAACCUUUGCCUCCCUUUGGCUUGCAGUUAAGAAAAAUAUAGAAAAAAAAAUAGACGUAAUAGUUUGAUUUCAGUGAGUAAAUUUAUCGAACACAUCUCUUUUCGGGCAUAUCUUUUUUUCGGAGAGGGAACGAUCGUCUCCUCUCGUUCUCGUUUCUCAGCUCCUCAGAUCAAUCUCAGUUGAAAACACAGAAUAUUUGUUGCGCCUGGAAUUGGAUCUAAACAAAGAGAAAGAUAAUGGAAGACUUCUCCGCUUUUAUAGACAUAACCACAGAAAAUGGAAUCAUUUGCGCUGUCAAUGUUGAGGGGCAAUCAUCAGUGAGAAUAAUGUUAUCACGUAGUCCUUAUCAAAAUAAUUCUACUUUUUUUUUCCCCUAUCCAUCUAUUUCUGUCGUAAGAAUCAUGCGUCCAUCUCCCGCCCUUGCAUAAUUUACCCAAUUGCAUUAUCGCAAAGGGGGAACUGUAUCGUCUGUAAUACACUUGGGCGUAUUAGCCUGUUUUACUCUCAAA
Molecule: messenger RNA, 6286 nt
Organism: Daphnia magna
Lineage: Eukaryota; Metazoa; Arthropoda; Branchiopoda; Diplostraca; Daphniidae
Gene: AGO1
Product: protein argonaute-2
Exons: 15
Coding region: 298-3189 (963 amino acids)
Molecular function (GO): protein binding; RNA binding
Source: RefSeq, a predicted model, not a curated record